Molecule: messenger RNA, 969 nt
Organism: Erigeron canadensis
Lineage: Eukaryota; Viridiplantae; Streptophyta; Magnoliopsida; Asterales; Asteraceae
Product: basic peroxidase-like
Exons: 4
Coding region: 1-969 (322 amino acids)
Biological process (GO): response to oxidative stress; hydrogen peroxide catabolic process
Molecular function (GO): peroxidase activity; heme binding
Source: RefSeq, a predicted model, not a curated record
AUGGGUUAUCAUAAGACCAUUGGAACUACUUUUGUUCCUAUACUUAUUUUACUUCUUUCAUUCAUGAACUACAUACCAUGCAAAGCUCAAUUAUCUCCCACAUUUUAUGAUAACACAUGCCCUAAUGCACUUACCACCAUUAGAACUUCUAUCAGGACUGCAGUGUCACGUGAACGUCGCAUGGCAGCCUCUCUCAUUCGUCUUCAUUUUCACGACUGUUUCGUUCAGGGUUGUGAUGCGUCCAUUUUGCUAGACGAUUCUCCAAGUGAGAAGACAGCAUUUGCGAAUAAUGCUGUGAGGGGCUAUGAAGUUAUAGAUGCAGCUAAAGCUGCGGUUGAAAGCGUAUGCCCAGGUGUUGUCUCGUGUGCAGAUGUAUUGGCUGUUGCAGCACGUGAUGCUUCCGUGGCGGUGGGUGGUCCGUCGUGGACAGUAAGGCUUGGGAGAAGAGAUUCUACGUCUGCAAACCCGACUCAAGCCAAUAGUGAUCUUCCAAGAGCUAAUAUGGAUCUUGCCACACUCAUUGCAAACUUUAAUACAAAGAAUCUCGGCCCAAGAGAUAUGGUUGCUUUGUCAGGAUCUCAUACAAUUGGGCAAGCACGGUGUGUUACAUUUAGGGCUAGGAUAUACAACAAUGCCUCAGACAUAGAUGCUGGUUUUGCUAGUACCCGUAGACGCAACUGCCCAGUAGGUCCAAAUGAUGGGGACGGUAACUUGGCACCACUUGAUUUGGUGACACCAAAUUCAUUCGACAACAACUACUUCAGAAAUUUAGUGCAAAGAAGAGGUCUUCUUGCAUCAGACCAGGUACUCUUUAGUGGAGACUCAACUGAUAGCAUUGUAACUGAGUACAGCAAUAAUCCGAGGACAUUUGCGUCUGAUUUUGCUGCAGCCAUGGUUAGGAUGGGAGACAUUGACCCCCUUACCGGAACUAAUGGGGUGAUCAGAAAUCUUUGCACUACUUCCAAUUAA